Messenger RNA from Gadus chalcogrammus (walleye pollock), 3973 nucleotides. It is a transcript of the gene gpd1l, whose product is annotated as glycerol-3-phosphate dehydrogenase 1 like. Bases 148 to 1206 code for a protein of 352 amino acids. Gene Ontology annotation, biological process: glycerol-3-phosphate catabolic process; carbohydrate metabolic process. The record is from RefSeq and is a predicted model, not a curated record. Gene Ontology annotation, molecular function: glycerol-3-phosphate dehydrogenase [NAD(P)+] activity; NAD binding; protein homodimerization activity. Gene Ontology annotation, cellular component: cytosol; glycerol-3-phosphate dehydrogenase (FAD) complex. Lineage: Eukaryota; Metazoa; Chordata; Actinopteri; Gadiformes; Gadidae. The transcript is spliced from 8 exons.
AGUCGACGUCCGGCCGCAGCUCGGGCGCCUCUGUUUCCAUCAGCCCUACCUCUGACUUUAAUUUAACAUAUGUGUAUUUUUUUAAAGGAAGUUAAUAACCAGGAAGGUAUAUGAAGACAUAAGUUAUAUUUGAAGACAAAGACUACGAUGGCCUCGCCGUUGAAAGUGUGUAUAGUCGGCUCAGGCAACUGGGGCUCCGCCAUAGCGAGGAUCAUAGGGGGGAACGCCAGGUCCCUGGAGCGCUUCGCCACCACGGUCAAGAUGUGGGUGUUUGAGGAGAACGUCAACGGCAGGAAGCUCUCUGACAUCAUCAACACAGAGCACGAGAACGUCAAGUACCUGCCGGGUUUCAAGCUGCCAGAGAACGUGGUUGCCGUGCCGACACUGAGUGAUGCUGCGGAGGGGGCGGACCUGCUGGUGUUCGUGGUUCCCCACCAGUUCAUCAGGAACCUGUGUGAUCAGAUGGUGGGCUGCGUGUCGGCCAGGGCCCGAGGAAUCACACUUAUCAAGGGGAUAGACGAGGGUCCUGACGGGCUGAAGCUGAUCUCUGAUAUCAUCAGGGAGAAGAUGGGCCUCGACGUCAGCGUCCUCAUGGGCGCCAACAUUGCCAACGAGGUGGCGGCCGAGAAGUUCUGCGAGACCACCAUUGGCAGUAAGGUCCUUGAGAAUGGCCUGCUGUUUAAGGAGCUCCUUCAGACGCCCAACUUCCGCAUCACGGUGGUGGAUGAUGCAGACACAGUGGAGCUCUGUGGGGCACUGAAGAACAUCGUGGCGGUGGGAGCAGGCAUCUGCGACGGGCUGAGCUGCGGGGACAACACCAAGGCCGCCGUGAUCCGCCUGGGCCUGAUGGAGAUGAUCGCCUUCGCCAAGCUGUUCUCCAAGGACGCGGACGCCGUCUCCUCCGCCACCUUCCUGGAGAGCUGUGGCGUGGCCGACCUCAUCACAACCUGCUACGGCGGCCGCAACCGCCGCGUCGCAGAGGCCUUCGCCAAGACCGGGAAGAGCAUAGAGGAGCUGGAGAAAGAGAUGCUGAACGGGCAGAAGCUCCAGGGGCCGGCCACGUCCACCGAGGUGUACCACAUCCUUCAGCAGAAAGGCCUGGUGGACAAGUUCCCGCUGUUCACGGCCGUGUAUCAGAUCUGCUUCGAGGGAAGGGCCGUGGGGGAGAUGAUCUCCUGUCUGCAGAGCCACCCAGAGCACCUGUAGGGGACCUGAGGCCCCAGGGAGCCCCGCGUGCCACAGUCUGAUUAACAGAUCCAUGGCGGCGGCUCUUUGUACAAAAUAACACAACCCGUAAUUGUAGCACUUGUUACCUCUGUUUUGUAUUUUUUUUUCCGGUGACUACGUUCAAUAAGCUUACCUUUCCAGUUAAAAAACGCAAAACAUUCACAUUUCAAUGAUCAAUCAUGAUACAUUGAAGUCAAUGGCGGGAAUAUUAACAUUUAGACCAAUUACAGUUGCAAAAACAUUUGAAAGGUCUUUAUUUUUGUAAGAAAUUUGAUCUAUUUUACUUUCCUCUUACUGAUACGAUACAAAGCAGCUUUAGAGACUAACAACACGACACAGAACCCGUACGGUGUCCUGUCCACUCUGCGUCAGGCUGGACAGACUGCACACCUAACACUGCCAAUUUUGUUUACAUGGAGUAACGGUUGCACUUGUGGUAUUAUCAGUAUAAUUACUGGCUUGUAUUCUCUUUUGGGUAGUUUUCCUCAACCAAAGCCAAAAGUGAAAGGCUUUAAUGAAAGUGUUUUGAUACAAGUUAUCAUAUCAAGCCUUCCCAUCCUUGUAUUGUAUCACUUCCUUAUAAAUUCAGAUGGAAACGGAUCGUCUGAGGAUAAUCCCAUAAUAAUGUUAAUAAUGAUAAUCCCAAUACAGGAUCCUAUGUCCGGCUAAAAUGGAGAACGAGGCAUUACUUGGAGACAGGAUAAAAAAAUGUCUUUGAGCAGAUUAACUGCUAUUUAUUUGGUGAUUGACAUUGGUAUGUCAAAUCGCUAUUAGUCUUUGAGUAUUGUGUUUUACCAAAUACAUCCCCAUGACUUUAUUCCUUCCUCCUUGUUUACAUCAUUAUUGUCUUGAAGACAAACUGCCCCAAAUCUAACUAUCGAUUGGCGUUCAGGGACGAACGUCGUUCCUUGAGAAUAGGUCCAUCUCAGGCUUAACAGCGCUACCUUGUGGCACAUAUAAGGUUAUGACAUGUGUCGCGUAUAUAGCAAUAUAACUACUCAGCAACACCUGGCUGAACCUCCCACAAUAAUGCUAAAAGUUGCAAUACGGCAACAGCCUUGUAAUCAGUUAGUUAUUGUAUUGACUUUGUGUAAAGAAAGCAACACAUUCUUAUGCUGUGACCAUUUUUCAAACUUAUUUCCUGCUACAGGGUGGCCAUGUGUAGUUAGAAUUAUUGUCUACCAACAACAAUAUGUCCCUGAUCCCUUUCAGUGCUGUAGUGAUGAGGCCAUCCCUUUUGCUCAGUGGAUGUCGAUAUACCAUAGAUUUAGGUCUUUCUUUCUUACGGGUACAUCAUGUUUAGCUACAACUGCCACUCAGGUGACCAUCUUACUUGCUCCUUCAGCUUUUUAACUUGUGUAAUGGCAAACCACAGAACCUAACAUUAUAUUUGGGCUGUUUUAAGUACGGUUUGUCUUAAAACAAACCAUUUAAUUUUGGUCCCAAUUUUUUCUGACGGGAUUUAAUCCUCCAAAAAAAAGAAUACGAUAAAUAUUCCUAUAUGGCUUUCAGAUACUGGUCUUUGAUACUUAAUUUUAGAUUAUGGGCUGACUAAAAUAGUGAAAAUCUGGUUGACAAUAGAUAAACGCCCCAUAGUUGAGUCACGAAGUAACGGGAUGCUUAAAGCCCAAUCAAACAUGGUGUUCUGAACAAUGCAUUUGAUUUUCUACCAUUAUAAUUAAAGCCAAAGUUCAAAGACAGUUGACUUUCACAUUUUUUUCUGUAGGGAAUACAUGCUCGAUAUUGGUAUAUUAUACCUGGAGAAUGAUAUUAUAUAGGCAUAUUACAUGUAGUUCAUGUCCAUUCUAUUUGUGUAGGAUAUACUACGCCUUCAGACUAGUCACACUCUUUUCUUUAUAUAUUUGUAAUAAAUGUUUUUGAUCUUUUCUAAUUAUCUUCAAAAAGUACGCAGGCGAUAGCAGUUGAAUAAAAACAAGAUGUUUAAUACAUCAUCCAAAUGGUUCACUAUUAAAACUCUGAAGCUACAAAACAAAAGCACAUCGAUGUAAAAAAAAUAAUGAAAAACACGUGCAGACAUGAAUGCAUUGCUUUAACACAAACGCUUUAAAUUUAAGAGCUCCAUCAUUGAAGCUAUAAUAUCCAUACAUUCAACAAAAUGAUGAAUGUAUCCAUUUAUGAAUAAACACCCAACAAUACUCAAGACGAGUUGCAAACCUCAUGGCAAGUUCUCCCCACACUUAGGAUGAAACAACAUUCACAGGACACUUACUGAAAUACACAUCGCAAUAAACACAUUUUGAACAGGGAACUCAUAAGGUUUUUUUUUGUUUUGUUGAACACCACAGUGAAUCAACACUGUUUGAAUAAACUUUUGUUCAGUCAUCCAGAUAGGGGGAAAAUAGAAAAUUGUAGUUUUUUUUCCCAGAUUUAUAUCAUCGUCAAAAGAGGUUCACCAUGAAUAAAUAAAAACUUGCGUUCGUCUUGAGUCUAUAAACAGUUAGCCAUCGUCUUCCUCCUCAUCUCCCCCAAAUGACAGAAGACUGUUAUUUUUCACUUUUCUCUCCUUCUUGUCCUCCCUCUUCUCCUUCUUCUCCUCUUUCUUCUCCUUCUCCUCUUUCUUCUCCUUCUCCUCCUUCUCCUCCUUUUCCUCCUCCUCUUCCUCCUCCUCUUUCUUGUCCUCCUUCUCCCCCAUGGCACUCUUCUUCUUUUUGCUGGAGCUGGCUGUGAUGCCCUGGUACUUAUCCGUGGAGGAGCGCUUGGCCGGCUUCUUGAACACGAUUUUACC